Lolium perenne is the source of this 651-nucleotide messenger RNA. Lineage: Eukaryota; Viridiplantae; Streptophyta; Magnoliopsida; Poales; Poaceae. The record is from RefSeq and is a predicted model, not a curated record.
AUGCCGUCGUGGAACGACGGUGAGAGCAGCAGCCAAGACAGUCUGCUCUCUGAGUUCGCCAAUGGGGCCGAUCUGAGCCCAAUGUCUCGGGAACGUGUCCCAGAGACCAUGUAUGACCCGAAUUACGCCGGUGUUCAUGCUGGGCCGGAGCGCUGCCACCACCACUUGCCGUGCCACAAAUAUGUGGCAUUCGACGGGACGAACACGGGCCGGAGGUUCUUGGGCUGUGGAUGCAAGGAUAAUAUUUGUGAGACAGUAUUUUGGGUGGAUCGGGAGUGGCCACAAUCUCUGAAACAUGCAUUGCUCCAGUUGUGGCAUUCAUUUGAGGAGGAAAAGGAAACCAGAAUCUCUGGUAAUGUCGAGUAUGCUACUGCCAAUUACCAGCUAGUGCUUGAGAAGAGGGAGCUGGAAAAGAAAAACCUUGAACUGCAUAAACAGCUUGGUAGCCUGAGUAGUGAGCAAGAAGCAAUGGUUGCAAAAUCUGCUGCUGAACUUGAGAAGGUUAUGAGGGAGAAGGCAGAGCUGCAGAUUGCCACUCUUAAGGAGGAGGAGAAGAAGCUCGAGUAUUACGUUGCAGAUCUCUUCAAUAUUAGAGAUAGAAACCAGAAGAAGAUGAAGGCCAUACAAGAGAUUUGUGCAAGUUGGGAGUGA